Molecule: messenger RNA, 5689 nt
Organism: Peromyscus eremicus (cactus mouse)
Lineage: Eukaryota; Metazoa; Chordata; Mammalia; Rodentia; Cricetidae
Gene: Pclo
Product: piccolo presynaptic cytomatrix protein
Exons: 13
Coding region: 110-3703 (1197 amino acids)
Biological process (GO): presynaptic active zone assembly; protein localization to synapse
Cellular component (GO): GABA-ergic synapse; membrane; glutamatergic synapse
Molecular function (GO): protein binding; structural constituent of presynaptic active zone
Source: RefSeq, a predicted model, not a curated record
AGGUUCCCAAACCACAACCGCCUCUGGGUCCCAGAAAAAAGUGAAGAGAACCCUGCCAAAUCCCCCUCCUGAGGAGGCGUCCUCUGGAACACAGCCGACCUACGGCACAAUGGGCACUGCGUCCAGGAGAAGAAUGUGCAGAACCAAUACCAUGGCUCGAGCCAAGAUUCUCCAGGACAUAGACCGAGAGCUUGACCUCGUGGAAAGGGAGUCUGCCAAGCUUAGAAAGAAGCAAGCAGAACUUGAUGAAGAAGAAAAGGAGAUUGAUGCCAAGCUGCGGUAUCUGGAAAUGGGAAUCAACAGGAGAAAAGAAGCAUUACUGAAGGAGAGAGAAAAGAGAGAGCGUGCUUACCUGCAGGGGGUAGCUGAGGACCGCGAUUACAUGUCUGACAGUGAGGUCAGCAGCACCAGACCAAGCCGAAUAGAAAGUCAGCACGGCAUUGAGCGACCAAGGACAGCUCCCCAAACUGAAUUCAGCCAGUUCAUACCACCACAAACGCAAACUGAAGCUCAGCUGGUUCCUCCAACCAGUCCUUACACACAAUACCAGUACUCAUCGCCUGCUCUUCCCACCCAAGCACCCACCCCGUAUACUCAACAAUCUCAUUUCCAACAGCAGACGUUGUACCAUCAGCAAGUCUCACCUUACCAGACUCAACCAACCUUCCAAGCGGUGGCAACCAUGUCCUUCACACCUCAAGCUCAACCUACUCCGAGCCCACAAACAUCGUAUCAAUUACCAUCACAGAUGAUGGUAAUACAACAGAAGCCUCGGCAAACAACACUGUAUUUGGAACCCAAGAUAACUUCCAACUAUGAAGUGAUUCGCAACCAACCCCUGAUGAUCGCUCCUGUUUCUUCUGAUAAUACGUAUGCUGUCUCCCAUCUCGGGAGCAAGUACAAUAGUUUGGAUUUGAGAAUAGGUUUGGAGGAAAGAAGCAGCAUGGUGAGCAGUCCAAUAUCAAGCAUAUCUGCAGACUCUUUCUAUGCAGACAUCGACCACCACACUUCAAGGAAUUAUGUCCUAAUAGAUGACAUUGGAGAGAUCACCAAAGGGACAGCAGCACUGAGCACAGCAUUUAGUCUUCAUGAAAAGGAUCUGUCCAAAACAGACCGUCUCCUUAGAACCACGGAGACACGGAGGUCUCAGGAAGUGACAGAUUUCCUAGCACCUUUGCAGACUUCCUCAAGACUGCAUAGCUACGUGAAAGCGGAGGAGGACUCGAUGGAGGACCCGUAUGAGUUAAAGCUUCUGAAACAGCAGAUUAAGCAGGAAUUUCGUAGAGGGACGGAGAGCCUAGAUCACCUUGCUGGUCUUUCACAUUAUUACCAUGCUGAUACUAGCUAUAGACACUUUCCCAAGUCUGAGAAGUAUAGCAUCAGUAGACUCACCCUUGAAAAGCAAGCAGCCAAACAAUUACCAGCAGCCAUACUUUACCAAAAGCAAUCAAAGCAUAAGAAAUCAUUAAUUGACCCUAAAAUGUCAAAGUUUUCACCUAUUCAAGAAAGUAGAGACCUUGAACCAGAUUAUCCAAGUUAUAUGAGUUCCAGCACUUCAUCUAUUGGUGGCAUUUCUUCUAGGGCAAGGCUUCUUCAAGAUGAUAUAACAUUUGGCCUCAGAAAAAAUAUUACAGAUCAACAAAAAUUUAUGGGCUCAUCACUUGGGUCAGGACUAGGCACAUUAGGAAAUACCAUCAGGUCAGCACUCCAGGAUGAAGCAGAUAAGCCAUACAGCAGCGGGAGCAGGUCCAGACCUUCCUCUAGACCUUCAUCUGUCUAUGGGCUUGAUUUAUCCAUUAAGAGGGAAUCUUCCAGCUCAUCGCUAAGACUGAAAGCUCAAGAGGCUGAAGCUCUUGAUGUCUCCUUUGGCCAUUCAUCAUCUUCUUCCAGAACUAAGCCCACCAGCUUACCAAUCAGCCAAAGUAGAGGAAGAAUACCAAUUGUGGCCCAGAAUUCAGAAGAAGAAAGUCCACUCAGUCCUGUUGGCCAACCAAUGGGAAUGGCCAGGGCUGCAGCUGGACCUUUGCCCCCCAUAUCUGCAGACACAAGGGAUCAGUUUGGAUCAAGUCACUCAUUGCCCGAAGUUCAGCAACACAUGAGAGAAGAGUCACGGACACGGGGGUAUGACCGUGACAUAGCAUUCAUCAUGGAUGACUUCCAACAUGCUAUGUCUGACAGUGAAGUUGCGGUUGCAAUGUAUGAUGUUUCCUUGGUCUCCAAAGCCUAUCACUUACGUCGGGAGGAAACGGAUUGGUUUGAUAAACCCAGGGAGUCUCGGUUGGAAAAUGGCCAUGGUCUGGACCGGAAACUGCCAGAAAGAUUGGUUCACUCUAGACCCCUCAGUCAACAUCAAGAGCAAAUUCUGCAGAUGAAUGGCAAGACAAUGCACUACAUCUUUCCUCAUGCAAGGAUAAAAAUAACCAGAGACUCUAAGGACCACACAGUUUCAGGUAACGGGCUAGGAAUUAGAAUUGUUGGUGGUAAAGAAAUCCCUGGACAUAGUGGAGAAAUUGGAGCCUAUAUUGCUAAGAUUCUUCCUGGUGGAAGUGCAGAACACACGGGGAAACUUGUAGAAGGGAUGCAAGUGUUGGAAUGGAAUGGGAUCCCCUUAACUUCUAAAACAUAUGAAGAAGUACAGAGCAUCAUUAACCAGCAAAGUGGGGAAGCAGAAAUAUGUGUAAGACUGGACCUCAAUAUGUUGUCAGAUUCUGAAAAUCCCCAGCACCUGGAACUUCAUGAGCCACCAAAAGCUGUGGAUAAGGCAAAAUCCCCAGGGGUUGAUCCCAAGCAGUUGGCGGCCGAGCUGCAGAAGGUCUCACUCCAGCAGUCACCGCUGGUCAUGUCGUCAGUCGUGGAGAAAGGAUCUCAUGCUCACUCAGGUCCCACAUCAGCAGGAUCCAGUUCUGUUCCCAGCCCUGGGCAGCCAGGAUCACCCUCUGUGAGCAAAAAGAAGCAUGGCAGCAGCAAGCCGACUGAUGCAGCAAAGGUUGCCUCUCAUCCAAUUACAGGAGAAAUUCAGCUUCAAAUCAACUAUGAUCUUGGAAAUCUUAUAAUACAUAUUCUUCAAGCAAGAAAUCUUGUCCCUAGAGACAACAAUGGCUACUCUGACCCUUUUGUUAAGGUGUACCUACUUCCGGGGCGAGGUGCUGAGCACAAGAGAAGAACUAAAUAUGUCCAGAAAAGUCUUAAUCCUGAAUGGAAUCAGACAGUAAUUUAUAAAAGUAUUUCCAUGGAGCAGCUCAUGAAGAAGACAUUGGAGGUGACAGUUUGGGAUUAUGAUAGAUUCUCUUCCAACGACUUCCUUGGAGAGGUAUUGAUUGAUCUAUCUAGCACAUCUUACCUGGACAACACUCCUCGGUGGUACCCGCUGAAAGAACAGACCGAGAGCAUUGACCAUGGCAAGUCUCACUCCAGUCAAAACAGCCAGCAGUCCCCAAAGCCCUCUGUCAUCAAAAGCAGAAGCCAUGGCAUCUUCCCUGACCCAUCCAAGGACAUGCAAGUUCCCACCAUUGAGAAAUCCCACAGUAGUCCUGGUAGCUCAAAAUCAUCAUCAGAAGGCCAUCUCCGAUCUCAUGGACCAUCACGCAGUCAAAGCAAAACCAGUGUCACUCAAACCCACCUGGAAGAUGCAGGGGCUGCCAUAGCUGCGGCCGAAGCCGCCGUGCAACAACUCCGCAUUCAACCAAGUAAAAGACGCAAAUAAAUUCCUCAGCAUGGCAGCUUAAUGUUCAUCUGUUGCCUCUCUCUCCUGCUGUCUUUCCCUGUUUGCUUUCUGUUUUUUGGCAUCCCCUGCUCACUCUGUUCUCUGUCCUUUUGUCUGUGUAAGAACAGUAUCAAUACAUAAAUAUGCUCUUCCGCCUUUCGUUUUUCUUUUUCUUUUGAUUUACAUAGACAAAUAAAACUGGCUGUUUCUCCUUUGUUCCCACUAUCCAUCCAACCUGGCUCAUAGUAUUUGGUAAUCAUGUCUGUGAGUUUGCAGGCACAGCAGUGUUGUGUGUGUGUGUUUGUGUGCACUUCCUUCUCCUUUAGAAUACAUGAACUACAAGCACAAGCGACUGCCAGUUUCCUAGCAUUAUCCCCACAAGAGCAAGCACAGGACACACACACACACACACACACACACACACACACACACACACACACACACAAGUCAGGUUAGCAAUGAGAUACUUGGACCUGAAAACACUCAACAUUUAAGCAGAUGCUUAGUGAGACCAAUAGUCACAUUCCAGAACCUAGGUAAAAAGCCAUUUGAAACAAUGUUUAAAAACAGGAUGCAUGGGAAAAGAAGCUAAAGUAUGAACCUCAAAGUCUCCUGAGGAAUCUGCAGAAAUUCGUGUUCUCAAAAAUACAUACUUUUCCUAUGCAUAUAAGCUUAAGUGAUGAGGCAAUGUAAUCUCAUUAAGGGGCACAAUCUGGUCCAUUCUGUUGGAUCACACUUUGUACAGAAUAACAGAAUUUACAGAUUAUUUUUUUUCCUAAUCAGUGGACUGUUUUAAAAGUCAAGAAGUGCCAUGUCUAGUAGUUAGUCCAUUAAAGUCUAGCCAUUCACUCAUCUUUAAUUGAUGAGUUUUCACUUGUGAUAUUUUCUGAUACAAUUCUAUAAAAGUCUGAGUGCAGAUGUUUCCUGGCUAUAGAUACACUGUCCCUUCCGAGCAGCAUCAGCCAGGGCAUGGAAGUAGCUUCUUCUUUUCCUCCUCUCUCUGGUCAUCAUUUCCAAGGAAACAGCCAGUUUUAAUCCCCUUCAGUGCUGUGCAUGUGGUGUCGUUUUGGCAUUUGAAAACACGGUUUCAGCAGAACAAAAGCACACUUCUGUUUGCAUGAAUAACAUCGAAGCUGGUUCCAUCUGAGGAUACACUCUGGGUUUCCAUUUCACCCACACUGCCACAGCAGCACAUAAAAGCGGUCAGUGUAAUCAUGCCAGGAAGCAGCACAGACACAGCAUAGCAGGUGUCCUCCCCAUUCAAAGAACUCAGUCUGAUACUCUGCCUCCACCAGCCAAUGGCAACCAAGACCAAAGCCAGCUAGCCCUCAGGAAGGUGAUGUCCGAUGGACCAGUCAAACCAGAAGGAGGUGAGCAGAAAGGCCCUGUUCAAAGCACACAGCCAGACUGUCCCCCAAAUUUAAAGCUCUCAUCCUUAAUUUUUAGGGAUUGUCUAAUGAAAUAUGUUUAUCCCCUUUUUAAUGUGCUUUUGUGGGCAUGGCAUUUUAGGAUUUCAUCAUCACCAUGUAAGUCCCAAGAUCAGUCUCAUAAUAUAUUGACUACAGUGAUUUGUAUUUUUCUAUGCACUGGGCGUCUUUUGACUUUUGUUGGAAAAUAGUUUAACAGUAUUCAUAUUGCAGAAUGGAAUGCAUGCAACUAACCUAAUCUGUUCAAGCAUGACUAUAAAAUAUGUUGCAUUGUGAUAAAAGUUUACAUUGCUCACAAUUCAAGUUAGCAUACCAGUUGGAAUGUAGAUACAGUUUUUGUUGCGUAUAUUUGACGUGUAACUUUUGGAAAUGCUUGGAGGAAAGCAAAGGAAAAAUUGUUAAUGCACUCAUUCACCACGGCACAGAGGAAGUUCUCUCCUGAGCCUACAAGCAGACAUCUGUGCGUGUUUCCUUAGCUGUUAAGUGUACCAGCUGUGUUGGGCAUGUGAAUAUCCAAGUGCCUGUGUAAUAAAUAAAGUAUCUUUAUUUCAUUCAUAAA